AUGUUCCGUGCAAAGUAUUUUCACGGAACCAUGCGUCCAGAUGCUAAGCGCUUGUACGAAAUUUACUUGGCUUGGAAAGAGUCCGUCUCUAAGUUGUCGGAUGUCGAGGGGCUUUACCCUACGUUUGUCAUGAACAUCAUGCCCAAGAGCGCGCAAUCUGUGGCCAAGCAUAAUGGAAUCGGGAACAUUUGGGGCUUGGAUGAUAAGGAGUCCUUUAUCGUUUGGCAAACCUCUACUGGCUGGGCUCGUCCCGAAGAUGAUAUCCAAGCUAAGUUCAGGGACUACCAUCACUCUGUAAACCACCAGAUGGGUUUGGCCAGUGACUUCAUCUACAUGGGUGAUGCAUCCGAGACCCAGAAUCCCUGGCUUGGAAUGCCCUUCAAGAAUGUCGAGAAACUCAGACAGAUCCGAGCAAAGUAUGAUCCUGAGGGUGUCUUUACCAUUCUUAAUUGGGGCGGAUACAAGCUGGGACAUUGA
Messenger RNA from Colletotrichum scovillei, 477 nucleotides. Its product is annotated as putative fad binding domain-containing protein. NCBI's taxonomy places the organism in Eukaryota, Fungi, Ascomycota, Sordariomycetes, Glomerellales, Glomerellaceae. The record is from RefSeq and is a predicted model, not a curated record. The transcript has 4 exons. The coding region runs from base 1 to 477 and encodes 158 amino acids.